Molecule: messenger RNA, 360 nt
Organism: Linum tenue
Lineage: Eukaryota; Viridiplantae; Streptophyta; Magnoliopsida; Malpighiales; Linaceae
Source: the annotation of a GenBank genome assembly
AUGCAGGGAUGUCCGAAGUUCAUCGGGCUAAAACAUGUCCCAAAGUUCCACUUCUCAUCAAGUGUUUCCUCUACCAGCUCUAGAUGCUUCAAGGCCACGAUUACUUGCUCCGCCGAAGCUGAAACGCUGAAGGUCGUCCAAGACACAAUUGCUAAGCAAUUGUCCAUUGAAGUUACCACGGUGGCUCCGGAGACCAAGUUUGCUGACUUGGGUGCCGACUCCCUCGAUACAGUGGAAAUAAUGAUGGCUCUGGAAGAGCAGUUUUCGGUGUCCAUUGGCGAAGGCGGAGCCGAGAACAUUCAAACUGUUCAAGAAGCUGCAGAUCUCAUCGAGAAAGUUAAGAAUGCUGCAGCUACUUAG